Messenger RNA from Anneissia japonica, 644 nucleotides. Its product is annotated as polyadenylate-binding protein 1A-like. The record is from RefSeq and is a predicted model, not a curated record. Bases 319 to 639 code for a protein of 106 amino acids. The transcript has 2 exons. NCBI's taxonomy places the organism in Eukaryota, Metazoa, Echinodermata, Crinoidea, Comatulida, Comatulidae. Gene Ontology annotation, cellular component: ribonucleoprotein complex; nucleus; cytosol. Gene Ontology annotation, molecular function: poly(U) RNA binding; mRNA 3'-UTR binding; poly(A) binding.
UAAGCCAAGACUUGAUAAAUUCCUUCGGCCAACAUGAGAUGUUGGUCCAAGGCCCGGCAUGAAUAUAAUGUAAAGACUAUUAACAAUAUUACAGACAUUCCAAUAAUAUUUAAUUCAAUAACAUUUUAUAAAUUACUUCAUAUCUCAUAUCAAAAUGCAAAAUGAUGAGAAUGUUUAAAAAAUGCCUGUGUCAUUAAUACUGUAUACUUUUUGUUUAUGUAGAUUGAAUCUGAUGAAAACAAGGAAUCUAAAGGCUACGGCUUUGUCCAUUUUGAGAACAAAGAUGCUGCCUCUAAAGCCAUCAGUGAAGUGAAUGGAAUGUUAAUCAAUGGAAAGAAAGUUUACGUAGGUCAUUGGAUUUCUCGCAAAGACCGACAUGCUGACGUGGGAGAUAAGAUAAAGAGCUACACAAAUGUUUUUAUCAAAAACUUGAGUGAAGAAAUAUCAGAUGACCAGCUGAUGGAAAUGUUCUGCAAAUAUGGCAAGAUUGUUAGUGCCAAAGUAAUGCGAGACGAUGAUGCUAAAAGCCGUGGCUUUGGUUUUGUGCGUUUUGAGGACCAUGAAGCAGCAUCGCAGGUGACUUAUAAGUUUAUAAAAGUUAAUAUUAUUUUAUGUAACAUCCUUUUAAACAGCACUUAGUGAAA